CAGUAUGAGACGCGUCACGCGACUGAUGAUAUGACACUGUUACAACUGCAUAAACUGCAUAAUUGCACUUGCAUGUUACACACAGGGGGUCUAUAUACUAUAAAUUUGGGUAGGUAUAGUCCCGCCCUGUGUCCCCCUUGAUGAGGGCUUGAGCAGUCGAGUUGCGUGAACGAUAAACGAGCUUAUGUAGUUGAAAGAUAACCUAGACGCGAGUGCAAGCCGCAAGGCUUCGGUUUGGACUUUUCCAAACUUUUAAAAACAAUAAAGAGUGAAGUUCCGAGGGAAACAAAACAGGCAUUGUUACAAUGCCAGUCCAGGAAGUCGCAGUGGCUCAACCCCCGGCUCAAGAGUCUGAGGACAACGGGCCGUCGUCGCAGCCCGUUGUCGGCAUAAUUUAUCCUCCGCCGGAGGUUAGAAAUAUUGUGGACAAGACUGCUAGUUUUGUUGCCAGAAAUGGACCUGAAUUUGAAUCCAGGAUUCGUCAGAAUGAAUUGGGGAAUCCCAAAUUUAAUUUCUUAAAUGGUGGUGAUCCAUACCACUCCUACUACCAGCAUAAGGUCAAAGAAUUUAAAGAAGGUAGAGGACAAGAACCGACUAUUGGUGCUCCUAAAGGAGUGAAUUUAAGUGCUCAUCAGAAGCAGCAAGAAAUUCUUAAACAAGUUGAGCAGCCUUUCAUUCCAAAGGAUGCACCUCCAGAUUUUGAAUUCAUUGCUGAUCCACCAUCCAUUUCUGCAUUAGAUUUGGACAUAGUAAAACUGACUGCUCAAUUUGUUGCACGUAAUGGUAGGCAAUUUUUGACAAAUCUUAUGAACAGAGAGCAAAGGAACUUUCAGUUUGACUUUUUACGACCUCAACAUUCACUGUUUCAAUAUUUUACAAAAUUAUUGGAACAGUAUACAAAGGUUUUGAUUCCAGCCAAAGAUUUACCUCCUAAAUUGAAAAAGGAAUCUUAUAACAGGGACAAAAUUCUUGACCAAGUCAAAUAUCGAGCUGAGUGGCUGAAUUAUCAAGAUGCUCAGAAAAGAAAAGAAGAAGAAGAACUAGAGCGCGAAAGGGUUGCUUAUGCACAAAUCGAUUGGCAUGAUUUCGUCACUGUAGAAACGGUGGAUUAUCAGCAAUUUGAAGUCGGUAAUUUCCCAGCACCUACCACGCCUGAAGAAGUUGGUGCAAGAGUUUUGAUGCAGGAGCGCAUUGAGGAUGGUGAAGUUGAGAUGCAAAUCGAAAGUGAUGGCGAGGAUGAAAUGCUGUCGCGAAUGGCGAUUAAUGAAAAAGAUCGCGCUAAAGACAACAACCAAGUGCAGGAUAUGGAGGAAGAUUCAAGCGGAGAUGAUGAAAUCGCACCACCGGGUGAUACACAAAAGAAAAAUAAAGCGCUCGACAGCAUGCAGCCACCACCGCUGCCGCCUACUCCCGGCAAUGUUGUGGUCAAAAAAGGCUAUGAUCCAAAGCAACACGCAGCAAAAGCAGCAAGACCAGCUGCUCCGGAUGAAUAUCUCGUCUCGCCUAUUACUGGUGAACGCAUUCCCGCUAGCCAAGUACAGGAACAUAUGCGCAUUGGUUUGUUGGAUCCUCGCUGGGUCGAGCAACGCGAUAAACAUUUGGACAAACUUGCGCAAGAAACUGUCUUUGCGCCGGGUACUGCUAUUGAGGCUAGUCUGAAGCAGCUGGCUGAAAGACGUACUGACAUUUUCGGUGUCGGAGACGAGGAGACAGCCAUUGGAAAGAAGAUUGGCGAAGAAGACAAAAAGAAAGACGACAAGGUGACGUGGGAUGGACACACGUCCAGUGUAGAAGCAGCCACAAGGGCAGCCAGGGCAAACAUAACUCUCGAAGAACAGAUCCACCAGAUUCAUAAAGUCAAAGGUUUGCUACCCGACGAGGAGAAGGAGAAAAUCGGGCCGAAACCCGCGAGUCGAGCAGCGGAACUGUCGCAGAUGGCAGCGGCUGCUUCGAAGCCUCAAGCUACAUUGAAGGCACCGCCAAAGCCUCCGGCACCGAAGCCAAUUCCUCAGCCACAGCCGACACAACCACCUCCGCCGCCUCAGAUGACCAUUCCGGCGAUGGCAAUGCCACAACCAAUGAUGCCGCAACCAAUGAUGAUGAUGGCGCCCAUGCCACCAAUAAGACCGCCACCUUUACUCGCGCCACCGAUGUCACCUUUCAUGCCGCAACCACCGAUGCAGCCGCCAAUGCCACCACCAAUGGGUAUGAAGCACCCUGCAGAAGGCGGAAUGGAGGAUGAACCGCAACAUAAGAAACUUCGUACGGAAGACUCAUUGAUUCCAGAACAACAAUUUCUGGCUAGAAAUAAGGGUCCAGUACAGCUGAAUAUUGCAGUUCCAAUGAUGGCGGAGAAGACCGAGUGGAAACUCAAUGGUCAAACGUUGCAGAUAUCUUUGCAAAUUACCGACUCUAUAGCUACCAUGAAAGCUCGUAUCCAUGAACAGACGGGCAUGCCACCUGGCAAACAAAAGUUGCAGUAUGAAGGCAUGUUUUUCAAGGACUCAAACUCGCUAGCUUAUUACAAUCUGACAUCAGGAAAUGUGAUCAAUUUAUUGCCCAAAGAAAGAGGUGGCAGAAAGAAGUAAAUUAUACAUAAACAAUAAGAAUUUAUCCUCGCGACGUGUGAGGUGCGUGUAAAUAAUAUAAUUGUCAACAAUUGUCUAUUAUACUUUUUUUCUUGCAAUUCUACUCUGUAUGUUUAGUUUUCCACCCCAAAUAAACUUAUAAUAUUAACAUUGAUAUAAAAA
This is a messenger RNA of Nasonia vitripennis (jewel wasp), 2750 nucleotides long. RefSeq names its product splicing factor 3A subunit 1. Lineage: Eukaryota; Metazoa; Arthropoda; Insecta; Hymenoptera; Pteromalidae. The record is from RefSeq and is a predicted model, not a curated record. The coding region runs from base 306 to 2588 and encodes 760 amino acids. Gene Ontology annotation, cellular component: catalytic step 2 spliceosome; U2 snRNP; U2-type prespliceosome. The transcript is spliced from 9 exons. Gene Ontology annotation, molecular function: RNA binding; protein binding. Gene Ontology annotation, biological process: regulation of alternative mRNA splicing, via spliceosome; mRNA cis splicing, via spliceosome.